AGCCCCGAUCCCAGCCCGGGGGAGCGGCCCCGAGCCGCCUGCGCUGCUCCGCGCUCCCAGGGUUUCCUCGGCUUCGCUGGAAGGCUGAGGAAUGUCUCUCAAUAACUACAUCCAGAUGUGCCUACUUGGCAGCCCGCUGCACAGACAUUACCGAGGGGACACAGGAUCAGCGCUAUCAAAUGGGAUUUGAAGAGCUGAUCAAAUAAGACAGAAGAUCUCCAGGAAAAGUAUGGACAGUGGUGCCAGGCAGCUCAAACACAGCUUUUAACAGUCCCAGGAACACCGGAGAGACAAUGAGAGUUCGCCCCAAAGGGGAUGUGAUCUGUACCCUCUUCUUGCUGGUAGCGCUUUGUUCUUUGCUCUAUUCCCAAGUGGAACAUUUAAUCCCGGCAGGAAAAAAGGAACCAACACAGAACAAGCCUCGAGUAACACCAAAAAUGUUCUCCAAUCCCAGAGCACCUCAGAGGCUGAUGCCAACAGAGGCAACUGCACCCAGACCCCAAGUUACCCCUGUCAUGAGACAAACAGAAGUGGCCAAAAGCAGGGUCCAAACUACAACUCCACCCCCGCUGACUGAUUCUGCCUUCAACUUCAAGCUCUAUCUCCUAAACAAGGAUAACAGGAACUUCAAUCUCCUCAUUAACCAGCCCAGGAAAUGCCAAAAAACACCAGGAGGUCCCUUUCUGCUCAUUGCUAUCAAAUCAGUAGUUGAAGACUUUGACAGGCGUGAGAUUGUCCGGAAAACUUGGGGCAGAGAGGGUUUGGUGAAUGGGGAACAGAUCCAGCGAGUGUUCCUCCUGGGAACACCAAAGAAUAGGACAGUGCUGGCAACAUGGGAGACCCUGAUGCACCAGGAGAGUCAGACAUACCGGGACAUUUUACUCUGGGACUUCAUGGACACUUUCUUCAACCUGACUCUGAAGGAGAUCCACUUCCUGAGCUGGGCUGCUCAAUUCUGCCACAACGUGAAAUUUAUUUUUAAAGGUGACGCUGAUGUUUUUGUCAAUGUCGAGAACAUUGUUGAUUUCCUCAAGAGACACGAUCCCACUGAAGACCUCUUUGUUGGGGACAUCAUCUACAAUGCCCGUCCCAUCCGUGUCCGGAAGAGCAAAUACUACAUCCCAGAGACCAUGUAUGGGCUGAGCAUCUACCCUGCCUACGCGGGAGGAGGAGGGUUUUUGCUGUCAGGCUGCACCAUGAGGAAGCUCUCUAGGGCUUGCAGAGAGGUGGAGCUGUUCCCCAUUGAUGAUGUCUUUUUGGGCAUGUGCUUACAGAGAAUCAGCCUCAAGCCCAUUUUACAUGAAGGAUUCAAGACCUUUGGCAUUGUUAAGCCUUCUGCUGCCCCACACCUACAGACGUUUGAUCCCUGUUUUUACAAAGAUCUCAUGGUAGUCCAUAGCCUGAAAGUUGCUGAGAUCUGGCUAAUGUGGAACCUGCUCCACAGCCCACGGCUGUCCUGUACUCAGAAGAAGCAGGUGAAGAAGCCUUUCCAAUGGAAGAAGAAAGCUCAGACAACACCAACAUCACCCCUCAGAUAAUGCAGGCAGAGUGCAGCUCACACAGCAAACCAGCCAAGAAAGGGAGCCUGGACUGACACAGCCCAACAAACCAACUUUCUGAGUACUUUAACACAUCUUAUUUACAAUGUUAAGAGAAGACAAUAAAAUAUUGCAGGGAUUUUCCCAAAUUCCACAUUUGCACAUACCACGUGGGUCCAUCUGUACUAAUGAGUCCAAAUUAUCAUAACAUAUAUAUAUAUAUAUAAUUUAUUAUUAUUUAUUAGGAUUCUAGUAGUGCUUAGUGGGACAAUGUGUAAAAAGCACAUUGACAAAUGCAGCCCUUGGAGAUUUUUCAGCAUUGUUAGAAGUGUGAGAAAUGAAAGAAGACAUAGGGUAAGAAGAGACACCAGGGAGCACAGGGAUCAUUGUCAACUUGCUAUUUGACUUGGAUUUAUUGAAAAAUGACCAAACAGUAAUUAGGGUACAGGAAAUCAAGUUCCCUUAGUGUCUGCUCAAAUCACAUCACUGCUGCCUGGUUGGUUUUCUGCAGGCCUUGUAAGAGGAGAACAACAAACAGCUGUUGAAAUGGGGUCCUAAUGUUGCAGUUCAGGUGGAUUACAAGAAAGCAAACUGGAUGCUGAGGCUGGCGUGGCUGGUGGAGCAAAAGACAGCUCAAAUAUCUGCUCUACUGCCAUGCUCAAGAUUCAAGGGACCAGUGGAGCAGGUUUUGGCACUUCGCCGAGCUCAGGGUCUCUGUACUAUGCUAACUAACAUUCAGGGAAAAUUCAGAAGUCAUCAACAGUAUUUGAUCCCUCUCACAAUCUGACCCAAAUCUUCAGAAGUUUUGCAUCUGGAGAGAUCCUUUGGCCUUUGCUUAUAAGGGUAACCCCACACAGAGUUGCUGCUUGCAUCACACUUGGGACCUGCUUCAAACCAAAGAGUGGACUGGGCUGUUUCUACAGACCUUGGUGCUCUUGCUUAGCACAGUCAGCUGCAGAGAGCAGCCAGGACUUUCAUACUGCUGCGGGUAUCACAUGAAGGGAGAAAGCUUUCAGACAAAAGGACUUCAGAAUAAAAGUCCAUCUAAAUUUAUUGCAAGAAAUCAAAACCACACUGCAAUCUUUCUGUUAGGCUUCCCAAGGCUCAGUCGAGAACUUUGUAAGUAUUUUAAGCAUCAGACAAGAACACUGAAUUGCUCAGUUUUUCAAAGUAUAGUCCAGACUUUGAUGCAUUUUGUUUUUCCCAACAGCAGACUACCUUAGAAGAAUAUACUUUUAUCAGACAUCAAAGCAGAAGUGAAUUCCUCUAAAUCAGGGUUAAAAAGCUAUGGAAUUCAUGGGGCCUGAAUUCACCUCUGAUACUGUGUUUGUUAAUUCUUUUACAAGUUUUUACCCCCUCAACAAAACUCCUGUCCAUCAGAGAAGCCCUUGGGAUGGAACAUCCACACAGCUUCAAAGGAAACUACAAUCAGCCAUAAAGGCCUAAAGUUCCUUUCUCUUGCAGAGAGCCUGCAGCACAGCUGCAUUUCAUAUCCGUGUGCAAGCUCCCUCCCACCUGCAGCACUUUGGGCUCAGUACUCGUAACGAUGCUCAGAGAGAACAGCAGGCUGGGCGUGUCUGGGGCAGACUAUGAACAACAGCUUUACACGAUGGUGAUCUUCAUCAGGAGUUCAAGCCUUACAAUAAUGUAUUUCCAAGAGAAGGUCAGCUGUAUAGAAAUGCAAAGUUUUCUACAUUUGGGAUAUUUUCAGGAUGCAAUCCUGAAAUACAAAAUGUUGACGUGAGCUUCACAAGGAGCUUUGCAAGGUGUGGAGCUAAGCCAAAGCCUCACUGGUAGGACAAAGUCACCCCCACCCCCCUCUGCUAACACAUGUGAUACUUGUGUAUUUAUGAAAUUGUACAGAAAUGUAUUACCUGUGAGUAGUUUACAGUUUGAGAAAUUAUUUAUACCAUCAUUAAAAGACAGCAUACAGAUGUG
This is a messenger RNA of Poecile atricapillus (Black-capped chickadee), 3476 nucleotides long. RefSeq names its product UDP-GlcNAc:betaGal beta-1,3-N-acetylglucosaminyltransferase 9 (gene B3GNT9). The record is from RefSeq and is a predicted model, not a curated record. The coding region runs from base 294 to 1538 and encodes 414 amino acids. The transcript has 4 exons. NCBI's taxonomy places the organism in Eukaryota, Metazoa, Chordata, Aves, Passeriformes, Paridae. Gene Ontology annotation, cellular component: membrane. Gene Ontology annotation, molecular function: hexosyltransferase activity.